UAGGAGAGACAAACAUGUGGGGAAGCUCAUAGGAGGAACAGAAGGAAAUGCUGUUUACAGAUUCUUAAGCCAACUGAAGUGCCUUCAUCAUUUUCUGUCUGGAAGAGAGAUUCAGAGAGAGAGCUCAGAGCGACAGUUCAAGACAGGCAUUUCCUGUGGUCAAGUGGAUCCGAGCAGCCUGCAGUCAUGGGACAGGGCCUAGGGAUCAAGUGCUGUGACUUCCAGGCAGCGAGAAACAAUGCCGAGCACCACACCCAAGACAUCAGCUCCCAGCGUCUUACAGUGAGGAGGGGGCAGCCCUUCACCAUCAGCCUGCACUUCCAGGCUCCAGUCCACACAUUCCUGAGCACCAUGAAGAAGAUAGUCCUCGUGGCACAAACUGGAGAGCAGCCUUCCCAGGACAACAGGACCCAAGCCACGUUCUCAAUUUCCAGUCUGGGGGAUGCGAAGUCAUGGAGUGCAAGGGUCAAGGAGAGAGAUGACCAAUCCUGGACCAUCUCUGUGACCACACCCGCAGAUGCUGUCAUUGGCCACUACUCACUUCUGCUGCAGGCCUCAGGCAGGGAGCAAUGCCUGGGCCAGUUCACCCUCCUCUUUAACCCCUGGAGUCAAGAGGAUGCUGUAUUCCUGGGGAAUAAGGCUCAAUGCAGCGAAUAUGUACUGAACCAGAACGGCCUCAUCUUCACGGGCACAGCUGACUGCAUCGAGGCCAUGCCCUGGGAUUUUGGCCAGUUCGAGGAGGAUGUCAUUGACCUCAGCCUGAAGUUACUGAGCGUGAACAAGCAGGUGGAGGAGUGGGGAGAUCCUGUGCAUGUGGCCCACACCUUGGGCACAUUGCUGCAGGUGCUCAAGGAGAAGAGUGUGCUGCCCACCUCGCAGAUCCAGACUGCCCAGGAAAAGGCCUUGCUGUACAAGCGCCGGGGUAGCGCACCCAUCCUGCGGCAGUGGCUCACGGGCCUAGGGAGACCCGUGUACGAGAGUCAGGCCUGGGUAUUGGCUGCUGUCACUUGCACAGUGCUGCGAGGCCUGGGAAUCCCUGCCCGAGUUGUUACCACGUUCACUUCAGCCCAGGGCACCGGUGGGAGCCUACUGGUGGAUGAGUUCUACAGCAAGGAGGGCCUUCAGAAUGGAGAGGGCCAGAGAGGCAGAAUCUGGAUCUUCCAGACAUCCACGGAGUGCUGGAUGAAACGGCCUGCUCUGCCCCAGGGUUAUGACGGAUGGCAGAUUCUGCACCCUAGUGCCCCCAGUGGAGUUAGAGUUUUGGGGGAAUGUGAUCUGGUCCCAGUCAGAGCGGUCAAGGAAGGGACAGUGGGGCUGACCCCUGCGGUACUGGAUAUUUUUGCCUCUGUAAACGCCUCAUGUGUGGUCUGGAAGUGCCGUGAGGAUGGGACACUGGAGUUGACCGAGUCCAACACUAAGUAUUGUGGCAACAACAUUAGCACCAAAGUUGUGGCCAGUGACCGCUGUGAAGACAUCACACAGAACUACAAGUAUCCUGAAGGAUCUCCUAAAGAAAAAAAGGUGCUGGAGAAAGUUUGGAAAAACAGAAGGAAACAUGGGAAAGUCCGUGACGUCUAUCCUCCCAGUCUCGAGACUGGCGAUCCUCUCCACUUUUUUUUGGAAGCGCCCAGCUCCCUACCUCUGGGAGGGGAUGCCCGAAUCUCCGUGAACUUGAUAAACCCCAAUGACUAUGAGAAGGAAGUGAAGCUGGCACUCGGGCUGCAGGCGGUGUACUACAAUGGCGUCCUUGCUGCCACACUCUGGAAGGAUCAGUUUCUCCUCACAGUCGAGGCCAACUCGGCUAAGAAAAGACACUCCUUCCUGUCCUUCUCCAAUUUUGAACAAAACCCACCAGAGAAUACAUUGCUCAGACUCACCGCCAUGGCAACGCACUCCACGCUUACCUGCUUUGAUCAGAAAGACAUCGCCAUUUGCAGGCCACAACUUGCCAUCGAGAUGCCAGAGACAGCAGUGCAGCAUCAACCCCUAACGGCCUCAGUCAGUAUCCACAACACCCUAGAUGCUCCCCUGAAUGACUGUGUCAUCUCCAUCUUCGGAAGGGGCCUCAUUUACAGAGAGAAGAGCUACAGAUUAAGUUCAGUGCAGCCUGGACGCACCGUGUGCACCAAACUCCAGUUCACACCAAUGCACGUGGGGCUCCAGAGGCUCACAGUGGAAAUGGACUGCAACAUGUUCCAGAACCUAACCAACUUCAGAAGUAUCACUGUAGUAGCCCCUGAACCUCCAGCUUAAACUUCCAGCUCCGCAUCGCUCCCCCCAACAACCCCUUUGAAUCUACAAUUGAAAACCAAAUGUGCUGGGAAGAGACACUUUGCUUGUCAGACAAAUGAAUCUCCGGGAUGAGUCUAAGAGUUGGAGAACAAAAUCAGAGUCCCAGAAAUCAAUAGGAAAGAUAUUCAUUUCUAUCACAAGGCACCCAUGAAGACUAGCUGCUUAAAAGAGAAACUAAUGGGCUUCAGGAAUAAAAAGACUUUGUGGAGUUUCCUGGUGGCACAAGGAGUUAAAGGUCCAUCAUUGUCACUGCUGUAGCUUGGGUCACUGCUGUUCCCUGACCUAGGAAUUUUUGCAUGCCGUGUGUGUGGUUAAAAACAAAAAACAAACAAAAAAAGCCCCCUUUGUAAAGGUACUCCAAUAAAUAAACUCAGAUUUUUCAAGUUCAGGGUUUUCUUAACCAUUUUACUGCUCCCUAACACAUUCAUUAAUUUAUAUGUAAGGAAAACAACCAAACAUUUAAAUUAUUCUUAUAUUUCUGAUGAAAUGGGACACUAUUACCUAAAAACGGGAUCUUUUAGGUAAUCCUUUGCUGUUUGUUUUUUAGGACUGAAUGUGUGGCUUAUGGAAGUUCCCAAGCUAGGGGUCAAAUUGGUGCUGCAGCUGCUGGCCUAUGCCAUAGCCACAGCAACACAGGAUCUGAAUUGCGCCCAACUUAGACCACUAAUAGCAACGCCAAAUACUUAACCAACGAGUGAGGCCAAGGAUUGAACCUGCAUCCUCAUGGAUACUACUUGGGUUUGUUACCACUAAGCCACAAAGGGAACUCCAUCUUCUAGUAAAGUCAUUUUAAGAUUACACUGACAGGUGCCAUUCCUGACCAUUAUCCUUAAAGAGCCAAAGAUGACUGAACAAAGUUAUAAAAUAUACAACAUAAGACCUGAGCACAGAAUGAUAUUCUAGAUUCCGCCAUAGAUAAGUCCUUAUUAGAGUUAAAUAUCAUCAAAUAUUAAAUAUAGCACAAUUAAGUCUGAUGAUAAUAACAUGAAUUUGGUCAGUAGAGAAAUACACAAUUAUUAAGUAUAUAGAAAAGAGGCCCUAUAA
This is a messenger RNA of Sus scrofa (pig), 3336 nucleotides long. It is a transcript of the gene EPB42, whose product is annotated as erythrocyte membrane protein band 4.2. The record is from RefSeq and is a predicted model, not a curated record. Lineage: Eukaryota; Metazoa; Chordata; Mammalia; Artiodactyla; Suidae. Gene Ontology annotation, molecular function: protein-glutamine gamma-glutamyltransferase activity. Gene Ontology annotation, biological process: peptide cross-linking.